AUGCUGCCAGCGGCAAGAUGGUCUUUACGACUGCCACGCCAGAGCGCUCGAUCAAUCACCACGAAAAGCAUACCACGGCUAGCCCUUCGCAGUCGCCUACCGCGCAACACGACGCCGCCAACGACCUCAGCAUAUUCUACGAGACCACCUAGCAACGAUUCCUCAUCAAACACACAUGAUGGGGCCCCCAAAGAGACAUCGAAAGUGGACGCCGUGUCCAACGCCCUCUCGACCACGCCCGACUCCGAGAACAACCUCGUAACGCCCGUGUACAUGCCCGAAGACCCGAACGCCGUCCUAAAGCAGACACACCCCGCCAUGCGUCUUCUGGACAACUCGUCUCUUAUAGUACAACGGCAGCUGGAAAUGAUGAACGUGCUCAUGGGCUUCGAGCAAGCGAACCGCUACGUUAUCAUGGACCCGCACGGUAAUCAUAUUGGAUAUCUCGCCGAGCAAGACCAUGGCAUAGGGAACGCCAUGGCGAGACAGAUGUUCAAGACGCACCGCAGCUUCACGACUCACGUCUUUGACCGGGACGAAAAGGAAAUACUAAGGUUUCAUAGACCUUUCAGCUGGAUCAACUCGAGAAUACGCGUGUAUGAUGCGGUAGGGCCCGAUGAGAGCACCUAUACCAGCUCGGCAAGUCUGCAAGGCACGAGUGUCAAAAGCAUAGCCAACCAAACGAGCGCAAAUGUCUCAACUUUGGCACUCCGAGACAUGAGGAUUAUCGGAGCUUCGGAACAGGAGUGGGCACCAUUACGAAGGAAGUACAACCUGUAUCUCGCAAGGAAUCUCGAGGACGCCGCCGCAGGACCAGACGCGCCCCAACUGUCCUCUGGUGACCUGCCAAUCUCAGACUCUAAAGCCGUGGCAGUAGCAGAAGGCGAUACCCGAGAAGUGGGCAUGCUCCAGUUUGCCAGGGUUGACGAACCCUUUUUGUCCUGGGACUUCAGCUUGAUGUCUGAAGACGGGCGGCUAGCGGGUUCUGUUAACCGCAACUUCGGAGGCUUCGCGCGCGAAAUAUUCACUGAUACGGGUGUUUAUGCGUUGAGAAUGGACGCUGCCGGGCUGGCAAGUGAGCCGUCAGGCAUGGUUUCCAAAACUGGUGAGCAGAGCCGACCAUCACUAGAAGACUACCCUGGCAUGACCCUUGAUCAACGCGCCGUAAUGCUUGCUACGGCUGUUAGCAUCGACUUUGACUAUUUCAGUCGACAUAGUGGUUCUGGUGGCAUGUGGCCAAUGUGGAUGCCAUGGGUAGGUGGCAGUGGUGAAGCCGCGGGAGGUGCUGCAGCUGGUGAAGCGGGUGCUGCCGGUGCUGGGGCCGUAGGUGCUGCUGGCGAAAGCGGUAUUGCAGGUGAGGUUGGCACUGCAGCGCGCGGACUGGGAGCUGGAGAGGGUGCUGCGACAGGUGCAGCUACAAUGGCGGGCUACGAAGCUAUGCAAAGAGGGCGAGAAGCCAGGCAACAAGAAGACGAUGCUUCCCCACAAGCGACCGAUCCGUAUCAGCCCAACCCCGAUCAACAGCCAGGUACAGGCCAAGUCGGUGAAGAUGUCUGGGGCGAAGAUCCUGGCGUCGGAUCUCGGGGUCAAGAUCAGGACUUCUGGGGUGGACAGGGUGGACAGAGUGGUGGCGAUGCUGGAGACGGUGGUGAUGGUGGUGGGUUUAGCUGGGGUGACUUUUUCGAAGAGUAA
Molecule: messenger RNA, 1692 nt
Organism: Alternaria incomplexa
Lineage: Eukaryota; Fungi; Ascomycota; Dothideomycetes; Pleosporales; Pleosporaceae
Exons: 1
Coding region: 1-1692 (563 amino acids)
Biological process (GO): plasma membrane phospholipid scrambling
Cellular component (GO): plasma membrane
Molecular function (GO): phospholipid scramblase activity
Source: RefSeq, a predicted model, not a curated record